Macaca mulatta (Rhesus monkey) is the source of this 1553-nucleotide messenger RNA. RefSeq names its product G protein subunit beta 3 (gene GNB3). Gene Ontology annotation, molecular function: protein binding. Gene Ontology annotation, biological process: signal transduction. NCBI's taxonomy places the organism in Eukaryota, Metazoa, Chordata, Mammalia, Primates, Cercopithecidae. The record is from RefSeq and is marked provisional.
CAGGAACCGGAGCUGGAAACCCGGCCGAGGUCCAGCCAGAGCCCAAGAGCCAGAGCUACCCCUCGACCUGUCAGCCAUGGGGGAGAUGGAGCAACUGCGUCAGGAAGCGGAGCAGCUCAAGAAGCAGAUUGCAGAUGCCAGGAAAGCCUGUGCUGACGUUACUCUGGCAGAGCUGGUGUCUGGCCUAGAGGUGGUGGGACGAGUCCAGAUGCGGACACGGCGGACGUUAAGGGGGCACCUGGCCAAGAUCUAUGCCAUGCACUGGGCCACUGACUCCAAGCUGCUGGUAAGUGCCUCGCAAGAUGGGAAGCUGAUCGUGUGGGACAGCUACACCACCAACAAGGUGCAUGCCAUCCCACUGCGUUCCUCCUGGGUGAUGACCUGUGCCUAUGCCCCAUCAGGGAACUUUGUGGCAUGUGGGGGGCUGGACAACAUGUGUUCUAUCUACAACCUCAAAUCCCGUGAGGGCAAUGUCAAGGUCAGCCGGGAGCUUUCUGCUCACACAGGUUAUCUCUCCUGCUGCCGCUUCCUGGAUGACAACAAUAUUGUGACCAGCUCGGGGGACACCACGUGUGCCUUGUGGGACAUUGAGACUGGGCAGCAGAAGACUGUAUUUGUGGGACACACGGGUGACUGCAUGAGCCUGGCUGUGUCUCCUGACUUCAAUCUCUUCAUUUCGGGGGCCUGUGAUGCCAGCGCCAAGCUCUGGGAUGUGCGAGAGGGGACCUGCCGUCAGACUUUCACUGGCCACGAGUCGGACAUCAACGCCAUCUGUUUCUUCCCCAAUGGAGAGGCCAUCUGUACGGGUUCGGAUGAUGCUUCCUGCCGCUUGUUUGACCUGCGGGCGGACCAAGAGCUGAUCUGCUUCUCCCAUGAGAGCAUCAUCUGCGGCAUCACGUCCGUGGCCUUCUCCCUCAGUGGCCGCCUGCUGUUCGCUGGCUACGACGACUUCAACUGCAAUGUCUGGGACUCCAUGAAGUCCGAGCGUGUGGGCAUCCUCUCUGGCCACGACAACAGGGUCAGCUGCCUGGGAGUCACAGCUGAUGGGAUGGCUGUGGCCACAGGUUCCUGGGACAGCUUCCUCAAAAUCUGGAACUGAGGAGGCUAGAGAAAGGGAAGCGGAAGGCAGUGAAGAUGCUCAGCGGCCCCUCCCCGACCCCAUCUCAUUCAGGUGUUCUCUUCUGUAUUCCAGGUGCCAUUCCCACUAAGCUUUCUCCUUUGAGGGCACUGGGGAGCAUGGGGACUCUGCCUUUGGGAGGAAGCAUCAGGGACACAGGGGCAAAGAACUGCCCCAUCUCCUCCCAUGGCCUUCCCUCCCCACAGUCCUCACAGCCUCUCCCUUAAUGAGCAAGGACAACCAGCCCCUCCCCAGCCCUUUGCAGGCCCAGCAGACUUCAGUCUGAGGACCCAGGCCCUAGGAUUCCUCCCCUGGAGCCACGACCUUUGUCCAGACCUGGGUGGUAUAGGUGUUUGGCCCUGUGACUAUGGCUCUGGCACCACUAGAGUCCUGGUCCUCUUCUUAUUUAUGCUUUCUCCUUUUUCUACCUUUUUUU